UCAAAAACUACUAAAACAAUUCUCACAACAGCAACUCAAAACGAGUUCAUAUAAAAGAAGAAAAAAUAUUUAAUUGAAUUAAAUCACAAGAUGAACUACUGCGUUGUUCCUGAUUUCAAAAUGGAUGAUGAUUAUUCAGAUAUUGCUUCUGCUAUUUUCAACAUAUCGAAGAAAUCCACAAUAGCAGAUGAAGAAAUCAUGGAGCUAGUAUGGCAAAAUGGUCAAGUAAUUAUGCAAAGCCAAAAUCAAAGAUCUGUAAGGAAAUCUAACCUUUUUUCCGAGCAAUCGGCCGUAGAAGAAACGGUAGCAGCUUCAGCUCCACUGUAUAUGCAAGAGGAUGAAAUGAACUCAUGGCUUCAAUCUCCACUUGAUGAUUCCUCCUUCGAUGAUUUUCUAAAUACUACAUCGAGUUGCGCCGCCGUGACCUCCGCCGCUGCACCGCCGGGAGAAAUUGGUACUUCGACUGUAGAGAUCCGUCCGCCUCUGGUUUCGCCGUCUUCACGGCCGGUUAUACCUCAAUUGAGAUGUACAGAUGGUGAAUUUCCACACCGAUUACAGAAUUUUGGGCAUUUUUCACGGUUGCCUGAGGGAGCAAUUUUACGAAAUGGUAAUACAUCAAGUUCUCGCCACUCAAUUAGGACAUCGACGAUUGUGGAUUCAAACGAGACUCCGGUAGUAGCAGGACCGGAAUAUAUGAUUUCACGCGUAUCAGAUGAUGUACCACUAGCUUCCGCCGUGAAUGUCAGAGGUGUGGAAAUGACGGCGACGGCGACAACAAGCGGCGAUAGGGAAGUGACGACGGCAUGCGAGUUGACAUUGACAGCUUCUACAAGUGGCUCAGGAGGUAGUGUAAGCGCCAGAACAGAACCGCCACAGCCGUCGCAUAAGGAGGUGGAUACGGCGGCGGAGGAUCGGAAACGGAAAAGUAGAGAAUCGGACGACAAUGAAGGUCAAAGUGAGGAUGUUGAAUAUGAGUUUGCUGAUACAAGGAAGCAAGUAAGAAGUUCUACAUCGGCAAAGAAAUCUCGUGCAGCAGAAGUCCAUAAUCUUUCUGAAAGGAAACGCCGAGAUAGAAUAAAUGAGAAGAUGAAGGCUCUACAAGAACUCAUACCGCACUGCAACAAGUCAGACAAAGCUUCAAUGCUGGAUGAAGCUAUUGAGUACCUUAAAUCAUUGCAAUUGCAAGUACAGAUGAUGGCCACUGGAUGCAGCAUGGUCCCUGUGAUGUAUCCUGGAAUCCCGCAAUACAUGACAACAAUGGGAAUGAAUAUGGGCAUGGGGAUGAGUAUGGAAAUGGGCAGGAACCUGCCAAUGGUUUCAUAUCCACCGCUAAUGCCAGAUCCAGCAAUGCGGAAUGCAGCUGCAGCAGCACAAAUGGCUCCUCAAUAUCCUCUUCCGGCAUAUCAUAUGCCUCCGUUUCCUGCACCUGAUCCAUCCAGAAUCCCAGUUGGGAACCAGGCAGAUCCUCCGAGGCUAUACUCACAUGUUGGACAUAAUAUUAAUCAGCCAAGACUUGCGAAUUUUAGUGAUCCAUAUCAUCAAUAUUUUGGUCUACAGCAGGCACAACCGAUGUUACUCCAGAAUCAGGGAGUGGAACAGCCGAGCAGCAGUAAACCGAACAGCUGCAUAGAAGGAAAUGUAGGGAAUCAUCAAUCUGAAUCACUAGUAACCGUUAGUCAAACAUACAACAUGGCCUUGCACAAACAGCCUGCCAUACUAUUGGAGCUGGCUAUAGAGACCAUGAUAACUGCAGGUUUUACCAUACCAAUAAGAGGUGGUACUAGUCUUAGCUUCCAUCCUCCACCACCCUUGGAAUACAGGACAAUAUUUCAUCUCGACUUUCAACUGUUUUUUGAAAGGAAAAAGAACAGCUAUAUCGAUACACUUUGUUUAGAAUACAAAUACAAAUAA
This is a messenger RNA of Solanum verrucosum, 1911 nucleotides long. RefSeq names its product transcription factor PIF1-like. The record is from RefSeq and is a predicted model, not a curated record. The transcript has 8 exons. Gene Ontology annotation, cellular component: nucleus. The coding region runs from base 91 to 1911 and encodes 606 amino acids. Gene Ontology annotation, molecular function: protein dimerization activity. Lineage: Eukaryota; Viridiplantae; Streptophyta; Magnoliopsida; Solanales; Solanaceae.